AGGCCCGGGGAAGGCGUCGCGGGCCCUCGGGCGGCGCUCGGCGGAUCCUGGACGAGGAGGAGGGAGGCCGCUCCUGGCGACACUUGCAGGCUGUCCUGCAGCACAGACCUCGGCGGCCAUGGCGUCCAGGCCGGCUCCCCUCUGCGGCCUGGUUCCUUGCUGCCUCUGGCUCCUGGGGGUCUUCUUCCUGGUGGACGUGUCUGCCCGGCCUGCCAACCACUCAUCUGCUAGAGAGAGAGCAGGUAACAGGGAGGAAAAUGAGAUCCUGCCCCCGGACCACCUGAACGGGGUGAAGCUGGAGAUGGACGGGCACCUGAACAAGGACUUCCACCAGGAGGUGUUCCUGGGGAAGGAUACAAAGGGGUUCGAGGACGAUGCAGAGCCUCGGAGGAGCCGGAGGAAGCUGAUGGUCAUCUUCUCCAAGGUGGAUUUGAACACUGACAGGAAGAUCAGUGCCAAGGAGAUGCAGCAGUGGAUCAUGGAGAAGACGGCCGAGCACUUCCAGGAAGCCAUCGCGGAGAGCAAGGUGCACUUCCGCGCCGUAGACCCCGACGGCGAUGGCCACGUGUCAUGGGAUGAGUAUAAGGUGAAGUUUUUGGCCAGCAAAGGCCACAGUGAGAAAGAAGUUGCCGAGAAGAUAAAGAAUAAGUGGGAGCUGAACAUUGAUGAAGAGAACAACGGCCAGCCUCACCACAGACUUUCCCCUUCCCCGGAGCGCCGCGAGUCAGGGGCAGUGCAGCGUCUGGGGGAAGUCCUGGAGAACCUCAAAGACCGCUGGUAUCAGGCAGACAGCCCGCCCCCGGACCUGCUGCUGACCGAGGCCGAGUUCCUGUCCUUCCUCCACCCUGAGCACAGCCGCGGCAUGCUCCAGUUCAUGGUCAAGGAGAUCGUCCGGGACCUGGACCAGGAUGGUGACAAGAGGCUCUCGCUGCCCGAGUUCAUCUCCCUGCCCGUGGGCACUGUGGAAAACCAGCAGGGCCAGGACAUCGAUGACAGCUGGGUGAGGGACAGGAGGAGGGAGUUCGAGGAGCUGAUUGACGCCAACCACGACGGGGUGGUCACCAUGGCAGAGCUGGAGGACUACAUGGACCCCAUGAAUGAGUACAGCGCACUCAAUGAGGCCAAGCAGAUGAUCGCUAUUGCCGACGAGAACCAGAACCAGCACCUCGAGCCAGAGGAGGUCCUCAAGUACAGUGAGUUCUUCACUGGCAGCAAGCUGGUGGACUAUGCCCGCAGCGUGCACGAGGAGUUCUGAGUCGCCCCGCCCCUCCCUCUUCCCCCCCUCCCACCUGCCACCCGCCUGCUCGACUCUUCUGAGACGUGCUGAGCACCGCGUCCCGCAAACGUGCUUCGGUUCCCGCGUAAUCGCUGCAUCUCGCUUCUGAGAACUCAGAGCCCUUCUGCCGAAGGCACUGACCACAUCAGGGCCCCGGGCUUGCCACACCGUGGGAAAUAACACAGCUCCUGCUGUUUCCUUGAAAACUGAAAGAUUAAGAUGAUGUUUGAGUUGCUCUGCUGGAAACCAGCAGCUGGGUGCCGCUCCUCCCACUGUGUUGGGCGGGGCUGUGAGAAUCAUCUGGCCCAUGGUGUUCAGUCUCCGAGAAAAUGCGAGUACUUGUGACAGGAAUCACAUUAACUUACUUUAAAAUAUAGUUGCCUUUUUCUCCCA
Molecule: messenger RNA, 1669 nt
Organism: Vicugna pacos (alpaca)
Lineage: Eukaryota; Metazoa; Chordata; Mammalia; Artiodactyla; Camelidae
Source: RefSeq, a predicted model, not a curated record